This is a messenger RNA of Cucurbitaria berberidis CBS 394.84, 846 nucleotides long. RefSeq lists its product as uncharacterized. The transcript is spliced from 2 exons. Gene Ontology annotation, molecular function: catalytic activity. Bases 1 to 846 code for a protein of 281 amino acids. The record is from RefSeq and is a predicted model, not a curated record. Lineage: Eukaryota; Fungi; Ascomycota; Dothideomycetes; Pleosporales; Cucurbitariaceae.
AUGACUCCUCCCACUGAUAGAAAAAAGAUUCUCGCCAACCUUCGCUCUCAGAUUAACGAUGGAAAGAUCAUCGUGGGCGCUGGUGCCGGCAUCGGCCUUUCAGCAAAAUUCAUCGAGCAAGGCGGCGGCGACCUAAUCAUCAUAUACAACAGCGGACGUUACCGCAUGGCAGGACGAGGCUCGCUAGCCGGGUUGAUGCCGUACGGGAAUGCCAACGACGUUGUUCUUGAGAUGGCAGGCGAAGUACUCCCAAUUGUCAAAUGCACUCCAGUCCUUGCGGGCGUAUGCGCAACCGACCCCUUCCGCAGUAUGCCCAACUUCCUCAAACAGCUCAAAGAACUUGGGUUCGCUGGCAUACAGAACUUCCCUACCGUUGGACUAAUUGAUGGCACAUUCCGGCAGAACCUUGAAGAGACUGGCAUGUCGUACGACGCUGAAGUGGAAGUGAUCCGGCAAGCACGGGAAAUGGAUAUGUUGACUACGCCCUACGUUUUCAAUGUGGAGGAGGCGCGAAAAAUGGCAGAAGCAGGCGCAGACAUUCUUGUUGCACAUAUGGGUCUUACGACCUCCGGUAGCAUUGGUGCAUCAACAGGAAAAACGCUCGAUGAAAGCGUCACCCUCAUUCAGCAGAUAAGAGACGCAGCGACCAAGAUUAAUGCCGACAUCAUUGUUCUUUGCCAUGGCGGACCGAUUGCGAAGCCAGACGACGCGGGGUAUGUGAUUAGCAGGACGAAUGGUGUGCAUGGGUUCUAUGGUGCGAGUUCAAUGGAGAGAUUACCGGUUGAAGAAGCCAUCACAAAUAUAACGAAGACGUUCAAGGGACUGAAGCCAGGAUCAAAGUCAUAG